UUCAUUUGUUUUGUUGCCUCCAUUCGAGCUACAAGUGUCAUUUUGAAUCAUCCGUUAAAAGUGUAGCGUUGGCUUGCUAAGGCAUGUUUGUUACAUAUGGAAAGCUUUUCGAAAUACGAAUUGAAAUAGGAAUUAUCCUAGCUGUUUUCUUUGGUUAUUGGAUCAAAAAAUUCUUUUUUAGAAGUGAAACAACAGGCAAAUGGAAGUCCCCGUUCGCAGAAGACUCGAGAACUCCUUUAACUCCAUUGAUUACUGACCACGCUAAACGCGAUGAAACCAUGAAAAGAGCAUUCACCAAGAAACUCGCAAACGAAAAGAAAUGGGAUGCAAUAGUCAUUGGUUCAGGAAUCGGAGGAUUGUCCACCGCAGCUCUACUCAGCAAGGCUGGCAUGAAAGUUCUCGUUCUUGAAAAGCAUUACAAGUGCGGUGGUGCUUGCCAUACAUUUAGGGACAAUGGUUACGAAUUCGAUGUCGGGAUACACUACGUUGGCAAUUUCAUCCGCCCAACACUCACUCGAACUUUGCUGGAACAAAUCAGUGAUGGGCAGAUCCAGUUUGCUAAAUUUGAUAACAAUGUAGAGCGUUUAAUGUUGGACGCUAUGUCCCCGUCGAGGCGAGAAUACACCAUUUCUUCAGGUCCCGAUGCCUUCGAAAAUCAGCUGAUUAAACAAUUUCCCGACGAAGCCCAAGGAAUCAAAGAGUUCUUUCGUUUGCUUAAACGGGCAUACAACCCUCGAGGAACUAUGGCUUGGUUUGCAACUAAAUUAUUACCACUCUGGUUCAAUAAAGUACUCCAGUUCUUUGGACUGCCACGUCUGUUGAGCGAUUUCUAUGCCUUGGGUGAACGUUCAGUAAAAGAAGCCAUUGAGAGCCACGUAAAGAACAAAGACUUGCAGUUUUUGUUAUCCUACUCAACGGCUGGAUUUCUCGCACCCCCAAGUCGUGUUUGUCUAUCCACGAUGGCUUUGCUUCACGUUCAUUGCUGCGAAUAUGGAUCGUGCUAUCCAGUUGGUGGAGCUUCAGAGAUGCCGUAUCGUAUUGUGCCGGUCAUUGAGCGAUCAGGUGGUCGAGUUCUCAUGAAGGCUCACGUUUCCCAGAUUCUGAUAGAGGGAGGCAAAGUAGUAGGUGUACGAGUCGGUAAUAAAGAACACUCGAUGGUUGAUAUCCACGCUCCUAUUGUCAUUUCGGAUGCGGGUAUGCAGAACACUUUGCUGGAUCUUCUUCCGGAAAGAGUCGCCAAAAAGUCGCCUGCCUGGCCACUCAUGAAGACUAUCAGGCCAUCGUAUGGGAACAUAAGUGUCUUUGUUGGACUCCGUGGCACGCCAGAAGAAUUGGGUCUCACUGCGCAGAAUAUUUGGAUUCACAACGGCUCCGAUCUACAAAAAAUAGUCACCGAAAGUGUGGCUACACCUUUCCAAGACUUAUUAGCCAAACCUUAUCCAUCCUUUUUCCUUUCAUCUUCGGCUGCCAAAGAUCCGUCAUGGAAAAAUCGCUAUCCAGAUCGUAGCACCUUGUCGAUUUUAUCGACCGCUCCAUAUUCUGCGUUCUCCCAAUGGUCAGGGGACCCGACAAAAAAGCGUGGUGAUGAUUACAAUGCUUUAAAAAAUGCUAUCGGACAAAAUAUUAUCGAACAAGUGACUACGCUGUUCCCCAAGCUGAAGAAUGCCAUAGACUACGUUACUGUCGGUAGCCCGGUUACGAUUGAGCACUACCUAAGUACCAGAGAAGGGGGCACAUACAACAUGGAACAUGACAUGACUCGUUUUGGGCCGGAACAGUCUGCUCUUUUGCGCCCUGAAUCCGGCAUUGAAGGAUUAUACUUCACCGGUCAGGAUGUGAUAACAUGUGGAUUUGCAUCUUGCUUGUAUAGCGGCUUUCUCUGUGCCAGUAUAAUUUUGAAGAAAAGAUACCGUCUUUUAUGGGAACUCUUUAAUUUACAUCGAAAACUAUAUGGCCUACCUGAAGGCAGAAAUGAUUUGUUUUUCUAACGCUUUAAUUUUGUAUUAUUUCGGGUAUUGAACGAUUUUUCUUGAGACAAAAAAAAAUUUUCAAACUAUUCUUCUAUGAAAUUAAACUCUAUCGUUUGCCCUCAUAUGAUGUGAUUUGCACACAGAAUAUCAUUACAAUCUCACAACUUAACUCAAUAAAGUACGACCUUUUUUCCUA
This is a messenger RNA of Daphnia magna, 2166 nucleotides long. Its product is annotated as all-trans-retinol 13,14-reductase. The record is from RefSeq and is a predicted model, not a curated record. NCBI's taxonomy places the organism in Eukaryota, Metazoa, Arthropoda, Branchiopoda, Diplostraca, Daphniidae.